UCUUCUCUGCCAUUAGAGAAUGAGAGGGUUUUUAUCUAUCACCAUUCUCCGUAGUGACACAUGAAAUAUGUGUUCAAAGUUCAUAUAUAUAUCUCUCUUUUUUUGCGAAUGACAAAUUAAACAUGAAUGAUAUAACUGUGAUGUGUGGUUAAAAUAUAUAUAACAAUAAACCAACUGUCGUAUAGGUGAAUGCUCUUUAAAAGCCUAAGCAGUCAUUUGGAAUAAGAAGAAAUAACAAUAAAUCUUUUAAACAUUAAUUUUGCAACAGAUUAAAGAUUUAACUGAAUUCGCACAUGUAUUAUUAAUUACGCCAUUAUUCAAUUAAAAUUUGUUACAAAAUGAACAUUAAACGACAAGAAGAAACUUUGAUGGGUUGGAGCAUUAUGUGGUGGUUGUUUAAAUUAUUCGGACUUCCAAUAACUAUUCCUUGGCUGAUAUAUCACUUUCUUGAUAUUAUGCAGCAAAAACGCAAAAGAGCAGCUCUUAGCAGUAAGGUGAUAAUGAUAACUGGUGCUAGUUCUGGCUUAGGAGAAGCUUUAGCUCAUACCUUCUAUCGUUGGGGUUGUAGACUCAUCUUGGUAUCUCGUAGAAAAGAAGAAUUGGAGAGAGUAAAAAAUGAUUUGAUGAAUACCUAUCAAACAAUUCCAACUCAUCCACCCAUUGUUUUGCCAUUAGAUUUAACUGACAUUAAUAAUAUGAAAGAUGAAGUGUCAAAGGCUAUAAUGGUACAUGGCAGAAUUGAUAUUUUAAUAAAUAAUGCUGGUAUUACAUAUAGAGGCGAAGUUAUUAAUACAAGUGUUGAUGUAGACUUAAAAGUCAUGAUGUCAAAUUAUUUCUCUCAAGUUGCUUUAAGUAAAAUUGUUCUUCCAUUCAUGAUAGAACAAAAAUCUGGCCAUAUAGUUGGUAUAAGUAGUGUACAAGGGAGAAUUGCUAUUCCAUUUAGAUCUGCAUAUGCUGCAUCUAAGCAUGCGUUACAAGCGUGGUAUGAUACCACUAGAGCAGAAUUGUUUGAUAAAAAUAUUAAGAUUACAGUUAUUAGUCCAGGCUACAUUAAAACGUCUCUUUCUCUUAAUGCUUUAACGGAAAAUGGACAAGUAUAUGGAUUAAUGGACAAAACCACUGAGAAUGGUUAUCAACCAGAGUUUGUAGCCGAAUGCAUCUUAAAGUCUGUAUUGAAGCAAGAGAAAGAAGUUACUAUUGCACCAUUUUCCCCAAAGGUUGCUAUAGUGCUUAGAACUUUAUUUCCUUCGCUCUUCUUCUGGAUUAUGCAAAAACGUGCAAAAAAUAAGUAAUAUUAAACUAAUUGUGAAUACUACUUAAUUUAAAUAGGAUAAUUAUUUUUUAAUUGUAAAGUAGAUU
Camponotus floridanus (Florida carpenter ant) is the source of this 1359-nucleotide messenger RNA. Its product is annotated as dehydrogenase/reductase SDR family protein 7-like. Gene Ontology annotation, cellular component: membrane. The record is from RefSeq and is a predicted model, not a curated record. The transcript has 6 exons. Gene Ontology annotation, molecular function: oxidoreductase activity. NCBI's taxonomy places the organism in Eukaryota, Metazoa, Arthropoda, Insecta, Hymenoptera, Formicidae. Bases 339 to 1292 code for a protein of 317 amino acids.